This is a messenger RNA of Diospyros lotus (date-plum), 1457 nucleotides long. RefSeq names its product homeobox-leucine zipper protein HAT14-like. NCBI's taxonomy places the organism in Eukaryota, Viridiplantae, Streptophyta, Magnoliopsida, Ericales, Ebenaceae. The record is from RefSeq and is a predicted model, not a curated record. Gene Ontology annotation, biological process: regulation of DNA-templated transcription. Bases 33 to 1172 code for a protein of 379 amino acids. The transcript is spliced from 4 exons. Gene Ontology annotation, molecular function: DNA-binding transcription factor activity, RNA polymerase II-specific; sequence-specific DNA binding.
CUUAAAAGCAAAGAAAUUAGGAGACUUGUUUGAUGGUUUCCAUGUUUUUAUACUAUUCAUUCAUCACUCCGUAUUUAACACCUUUCUCCGGUCCUUAUCUCUCAAUCAAACACCCAAUUCCAAUCUCUCUUCUCUCUCUCUCUCUCUCUCUCUCUGAACCUGAAUCUGUUGUACGCUCUAACAUGGAGUUAGCUUUGAGCCUGGGAGAAACCCCCAAAGCCUUCACAUUUCUUGACCAGUCGACCCAGAAGAAGACCACAGCAUUGAACAAAGAUCCAGGCUUCUGCAUGGCCUUAGGCCCUCUCGUCAAUGGCGGAGCCAAGAGAGAAGAGAUCAUCAGAACUCAACCAAAAGAGACCCGCGGGCGAGGCUCGCCGACCUCCGAUCAACCGGUCCAGCUUGAUCUCCUCCCUCUCGCUCCGGUUCCCCGCCGGCAACCACCGCCCCAGCUCUCGCUCAGCUUCCCAUGGCUCACUGAGAACGUGUUAUCUCAUGAACCGGGAAGAGGGCUGGACGGGAACCGUCUGGCGGAGGACGGGGCGGCGCUGUCGUCCCCAAACAGCACAGUCUCGUCGUUCCAGAUGGACUUGAUAUACAGAAGCGGCCAUGGGAGAGGCAAACGGGACGCGGAGACGUAUCUAAACGAAGCUGACGCAGAUCAGAGAGGCGCCUCUUCGAGAGGCAGCGACGAAGAAGAGAACGGCCUGACGAGGAAGAAGCUCAGACUCUCCAAAGAGCAAUCGGCUUUUCUUGAAGAAAGCUUCAAGGAACACAGUACCCUCAACCCUAAACAGAAGCUUGCUCUUGCAAAGCAAUUGAAUCUUCGUCCUCGCCAAGUGGAAGUCUGGUUUCAGAAUCGAAGAGCAAGGACAAAAUUGAAGCAGACAGAGGUAGACUGUGAGUAUUUAAAGAGAUGCUACGAGACAUUGACAGAAGAGAACAGGAGAUUGCAGAAAGAGGUUCAAGAAUUAAGAGCUCUCAAGACUUCCCAGCCUUUCUACAUGCAGCUUCCAGCCACCACUCUCACCAUGUGCCCUUCCUGUGAGCGCGUCGUCACCACCACCGCCACCACCACCGCCACCGGCGGCACUAACAGUACACUGCUGACCCUCACUAAAUCUAGAUCAUUAUUCCCCCAUGCCCAACACCAACAGCAGGCAGCUAGUUCAUAAUUAAGAAUCAACAAUCAUAAUUAUAUACCCUUUAAGAUACAGCUUCUCUGAUCUGUGUAUAUAUAUAUAUAGUAACUGGGUUGAUCAUUUUUUUGAUUGUUUGGAGCUUCUUGUUAGUAGGCAUGAUCUGGCUGGCCAUUUUGUGGGGUGGGGCAGAGAUGAUGAAUUAUAAUUAAUUAUUGGAAGAGUUCUUGAGUUGUAGAAGAGAUUUUGGCCAGAAGAUCGAUCUGUGACUUAUAUAUAUAUAUGGCUUCUCAGUUUUUUUACUAUCAAUCUGUUGUAGUU